This is a messenger RNA of Spizellomyces punctatus DAOM BR117, 657 nucleotides long. RefSeq lists its product as uncharacterized. The transcript has a single exon. Lineage: Eukaryota; Fungi; Chytridiomycota; Chytridiomycetes; Spizellomycetales; Spizellomycetaceae. The record is from RefSeq and is a predicted model, not a curated record. The coding region runs from base 1 to 657 and encodes 218 amino acids.
AUGGAAAUGAUGAAGGUUCUCUCGGUUUCCUUUCUCCAAGAUUGGGACCUUGUUUCCUCUGCAAACAAUACUAUAGCCUUUGCAGAGGAAGGAGAUAGCACGAUUUAUAGUGGAACCAUUGCUCCUGGGAACUAUAGUAUCGCCAAUUUUCCAAACGCAGUGGCUGACGCUAUGAGCACGGCCGGAACACAGGGCUAUACUGUUACUUAUGAUGGUGUGAGCAGGAAGAUUUCCAUAACUGCGACAGGGCCUAAGAAAUUCAAAAUUUUGCCAGCGUCGAGAGGAACAACGGCGUACAUACUUACAGGAAUGUCAAGAUGGACCGAGACUGGGUAUUACCAAACGGUAACAUUGAAGAAUCCAGUUAACCUCUCGGGAAGUUACCUGGUGCUUUUAACCAGCAACAUUCAAGUCAAGGGAAGCCGCUACCUCAGUGACUUCGAUGAUUCCGUGCAAUCAGUAGUAGCCACUGUUGUCCCAGAUAGUUUUGGAGAUGUAAUCACCUGGACAAAUGAUGCGGGAGAAUGGCUCCCUGUUGAUGACACUAUCUCCAAAAUCGAAUUCUAUCUUAUUGACUUGAUGACCGGUUUGGAAGUUGCACUCAACAGCCCGUUAACCGUUCGGUUUGCAUUUUCAGACGAUGUUGCGGAUGUCUAA